AUACUGUGUUGGUCAACUGUCUGUUUCACCUAACCGUCCAAUUAUAAUUGUGCUCUCCAUUGGACGAAGGACAAGUACAACAACGAACAGCAAGUGCGUGCAGACGUCAGAUCAUCUGUUUUCAGGCAACAUCUGCCACCAUGUCUCUCCUAUUUCUUCUGGUUCUGUUUCAAUGGGCCACUACCUCAGAAGCGUAUAAAAUUGGAGAUUGUGGAAUUGUAUACGAAAAAACCCAUCCACUUGUGGGCGACGGAACGGAUGCUGAGCACAAUCAGUUUCCAUGGCACGUGGCCAUAUAUAAAUUGGGAAAAAAUUCUGCCUAUGAGUAUAUUUGUGGAGGAAGUAUUAUUGACAGUGAAAUAAUCAUCACAGCUGCACAUUGUAUUUUUAACGAGACGGCACAAGAUAUUGACUACAGCCCAAUGAUGGUAGUCACAGGAAAGUACAACGGUUCUUGGGAUAUACACGAUGACCAAGGACGCGGACAACGACUAGAGGUUAUCAAAAAGAAUGUCCGACCUUCCUACAGAGGUCUACAAAGCCUGUACGACCAAGACAUUGCUCUUCUAGCGCUCAACGAUUCGAUUAUAUUUUCGGACAUAGUGAUGCCCAUUUGCAUCGAAUGGGACUUUAUGAACAUGCCUACAGAUGGUGAAUUAGGCGUAUUCGUCGGAUGGGGCUAUGACAGUAAUAAUGUUUUGAGUAAGGUCUUGCAAGUGACUAGAGUACAACCAGUUAACUACAUCGAUUGCCGUAAGAGAAUGGAAAAAGGUACUACCUUUUAUAUUAUGGGAGAUAAGUUCUGUGUCAAAACUCCAGAUGAUGAAAGUACGUUGGAAAGAGGGGACAGCGGUGGAGGAAGUGUAUUCAAAAGGAGCUUUGGAACCGGCGAAGAAGCGAAAGAAAAGUACUACCUCUACGGCAUCCUCAGCAGCGCCAGAGAUGCUACAAACCAUUCUUAUAUUUUUACCAACAUCAGCAGCCACGUACCCUGGAUCAACAGCACGAAGCUGCAACUCAUCGAUGAGAGUAAAACCAGGCGAGUUUGCGGUAUAAGGACUCCGAUUAAUUAUACCAUGCCAGGUGGCUUUGUAAGAUCAUACACGAAUUACCCUUGGCUCGCAACCAUAUACAUGAAGAAGAAUGGCAAGUUCUUUGGGAUCAGAUGUGUAGGAACCAUCAUACAUCAGAGAGCAAUAAUCACAAGUACCUGGUGCAUCAAGGACACAAGACCCCAUUACAAAGGUGUCGAAUUCCGGGUCAUCACAGGCAAGCAUGAACUAUACAUGAAUAAGAAGGAAAAAGAAGAUGGCCAUCUAGAUCAUACUAUAACCAAAUAUCAUAGACAACAAAACUACGUCGAUUGGAACUCCAGGACAGAAAACGACAUGGUGAUCCUCAUCAUUGAACCCGGAAUCAAUUUUACAACAGCAGUGGUUCCUAUUUGUAUGGAUUGGGUUCGAAGAUUUCAAAUUACAGAAAAAGUAGGAAUGAUAGCUUCUUGGGACAUUGAUGAAUGCCAUUGUCAAGUUGUGGCCAACUACACAUAUCUUAAUAUCACAGAUUGCGCGGAGGCUUUUCAAGACGAAGAGGAGUACCAAACCUACGUCACGUCGGAAAAAGUCUGCGGCAGAUAUCACAAUGGAACUCGUUUCUUAUACGGAAGCGAUAUAGGUGCAGGUUUCUUUUUCUAUAAGAACGGAACAACAAAGCACUAUCUCCAAGGCAUUGUUAGCAGAGGACGACCGACUGACCAAGACUUCCUCAUCUUCACUAAUGUGGAAUUGAAUCUCCGUUGGAUCAGCGACAUCGUGUUGAGUAUUUACAAUCCUGGUUCCUGGUACUGAAUUCCAGAUUGUUCAGCAUUGAAGCUAAUUUUGUUUUCUUAUUUUAACUCAUAUCGAAUGUUUAUUUCGAAAAGUAACAUUUCACAAAUUUAAAGUACUAUUUACUUUGAAGUAGUUUCUUUCUGUUAAAUAAGAACAUGGUUGGUGCCUUAAUGUAAUUUUUUGAUAUAUAUAUGGAUCAUUUCAACAUCUCGAUUACAUUUAUUUCACUAUUCAAUAAAAGUGUCAAAU
Nezara viridula (southern green stink bug) is the source of this 2078-nucleotide messenger RNA. Lineage: Eukaryota; Metazoa; Arthropoda; Insecta; Hemiptera; Pentatomidae. The record is from the annotation of a GenBank genome assembly.